This is a messenger RNA of Pundamilia nyererei, 1605 nucleotides long. RefSeq names its product matrix metallopeptidase 17b (gene mmp17b). Gene Ontology annotation, cellular component: extracellular matrix. The coding region runs from base 34 to 1545 and encodes 503 amino acids. Gene Ontology annotation, biological process: extracellular matrix organization; proteolysis; collagen catabolic process. Lineage: Eukaryota; Metazoa; Chordata; Actinopteri; Cichliformes; Cichlidae. The transcript has 9 exons. Gene Ontology annotation, molecular function: metalloendopeptidase activity; zinc ion binding. The record is from RefSeq and is a predicted model, not a curated record.
CAGGAGGAAUCAUCCAACCAAGAGAAAAUAAAUAUGAGGAGGCGGAGAAGAUGGGCUGUCUCCAUAUGGACGCGCAGGAACAUCAACUGGAGGUUGCAAUCAUAUCCCUCCUCUUCUCAUCUGUCUCGGGAAACAGUUCGCUCACUUAUCUUCUACGCUUUAAGAGUGUGGGCCGAGCCAACGCCACUGGAGUUCCAUGAGGUGGGCAGUCCGGAUGCAGCUGACCUGCGGGUAGACUUCUUCCAUGGUUACCAUGGUGAUGACUACCCCUUUGAUGGGGCAGGUGGAGCAGUAGGCCACGCUUUCUUCCCCUCAGACCCAGCCCGGGCAGGAGUAGUUCAUUUGGAUGCGGAGGAAGAGUGGGCAUUCAGACAGCCAGUCUCUGAGGGUACCGACCUGUUCACAGUGCUGGUUCAUGAGUUUGGCCACGCACUGGGCCUUCCUCAUUCCUCAUCCCGUCACUCAGUCAUGAGGCCAUACUACCUGGGUCCUGUCGGAGACCCUCUCCACUACCGCCUGGGACCCCAAGACCUGGAGCACAUCACUCAGCUCUAUGGCCAAAUGAACAAGCUGCUGUCUACGGAGGCUCCUCGUAUCACCACAGAGUUGCACCACAGAGGCCAUCAUCAUCAUCGUCGUCAGCAUCAUCAUAGGCAUGGCCCCUCCAUAGAUCACUGUAACACCAGUUUUGAUGCUGUGGCAAAGAUUCGAGGAGAAACUUUCUUCUUCAAAGGUCCGAUGAUGUGGAGGGUCAAUGGCGGAGGCUUGGUGUCGGGGCGCGGUUCUUCAGUGAGGAGGUUGUGGAGGGGUCUACCCCCUGACCUGCUUCAUCUUCAAGCUGUGCUGGAGAGGCGCUCGGAUCAUGCUAUCAUCUUUAUCAGUGGUCACCAGUUCUGGCUCUUCAAGGACCUGUCUCUGCAAGAAGGCUACCCUCAGCCCCUGUCUGCUCUCAGGACGGGCGUCAGCUUAGAUUUAGCAGACACUGAUAACGACGAUGAUGACGAGCAGGCAGCAGGAGCAUUAGAGAGAUGGGGCCUGGUCUGGGACCCGGAGGAGGGGGCUGUGUGGGGAAAAAUUGGAGAUGCCAAACAAGAGAAUCAAGGAGACACCUGGACACAACUGCUCAAAGAGGGUGUGAAUGGAAUCACUACAGACACUAAUGGCUCUGUCUAUCUCUUUAAAGGAGAGUCCUACUGGAAGUUCAUGUUUCCAGGUUCAUCACUGCAUGAUGGAUACCCACGAUCCUCUGCUGCAGACUGGCUGGGCUGCACUGACUCAUCCUCACCUGGGAUGCAGGACCUCUCCUUUUCACUGUCAUCACCUGGAGGAAGAGAGGAGCUCAGGGAGAGUUGGAGAUAUCGUGGAGAGGAGGAAGACUUGAUAAAAAGAAAGCGGGUCAGAUACAGAACUAAACACAAAGAGGUGCUGGACAGAGGUUCACACAUCUGGACAAAAUGCACAUGCCGAAACGGAGCCCUGGGGGGCAGGACAACAUUUUUGAUAGCUGCCUUGCUGCAGGUUACAUGGGCACUGUUAGCUGUUUAAAGGUGCACAAUGAAAGAAAAAACUGAGGUUUUAUUAGACUAAACAGAGUGUGUGUACAAC